CCAAGACCCACACAUUCAUAUGCAGAUGUGGGACUAUAAAUAGGAGGGAUGAAGCCAGCACAGAGCAGAUUCUCUCUGCAGAGACCUCUACAGCACAGAGAUCCACCCAUGGCACCUACUAUCACUGCAGCAAUGACCAAUUCUCAGGAGCAUCUGACUCUGAACCACAAGCUCAGAAAGCCUCUGGUGGAGAAGUUACGCAGGGAGCGAAUCAACAGCAGCAUUGAGCAGCUCAAGUCUCUGCUGGCUCCAGAGUUCCUCAAACAGCAGCCAGACUCCAAGCUGGAGAAAGCAGACAUCCUGGAGAUGACAGUUUGUGUCCUGCAACGACUGCAGCAUCAACAGCAGAGAAGACUGAUGAAGAACUUCAGCAAGCUGCAGUCUUCCUCUGAGAAACACCUGACAGAUGCUGACUUCUCUCUUCUGAGCUCCACAGUCCACAUCAGCAUCACCAAAGACAAGAGUCCAGUCAGCAGCGCCCCCUGGAGGCCGUGGUAGACACCUCCAGCCUGGAGUCUCUCCUGGAAAAAGUCAGUUGUGAAACAAAGAUGACUGGACUGAACUCUUUGAAAUCUGAUGGACUUGUUCUUCUGUAUGUACAGAAGCUUGUAUUUUGUGUGUGUUUUUCUCGGUCCAAGAUGAUAUUUCCUGAGGAAAUGACAGCAACAAUAUCUUUCAAGUUAAGAAAGAGAACAUCUUGUCAUGCAUGUUGCAUGAACCAAAUCUGAUUGCAUCAGCAAUUCUUAUUAUACCUCAGUGUACUUCAUGUAUUGGUGGUACCUGCUAUGGUAACAUUUGCUAUCUUUUGAUUGUUAUUGAUGGUUGUGAUCAACAACUUUAACUGUCUUUUUAUGGACCUUUGGUCACUAUGGCAUUUCUCUUAUUUAAAUGUCACUGAUUGGUCAGAACUGAUCUGUUGUAAGAUCCAAAUGUUUAUCUUUUUUUGAAUGAUGUUCUUAUGUCACAAUUUUCCUGUGAUACUUUUAUACUUUUAUGAUCAUUUUGAUCUAAAAUCUUUAUU
Messenger RNA from Scatophagus argus, 1021 nucleotides. RefSeq names its product transcription factor HES-4-B-like. Gene Ontology annotation, cellular component: nucleus. The coding region runs from base 49 to 498 and encodes 149 amino acids. Gene Ontology annotation, biological process: anterior/posterior pattern specification; regulation of neurogenesis; regulation of transcription by RNA polymerase II. Gene Ontology annotation, molecular function: DNA-binding transcription factor activity, RNA polymerase II-specific; protein dimerization activity; RNA polymerase II cis-regulatory region sequence-specific DNA binding. The record is from RefSeq and is a predicted model, not a curated record. NCBI's taxonomy places the organism in Eukaryota, Metazoa, Chordata, Actinopteri, Scatophagidae. The transcript is spliced from 2 exons.